AGCGAUGACAGGCCUCGCCAUUGCCAUUUUAGCAAGGUUUCUUGUGCGCGGCGAACGGUGGAAAAUUGGUGUUGUCUCUUCCGAACAUCCGGCAUUAAAUAGUCGAUUUGAUAAUGCCCUAUUACGCUUUUAUGAUGAUUGGCUGGUUCCUAAUAAUCUCAAUUGUAUCGAUUUUGAUUCGAGCCUGUUGUCUCUGCGCCAGGCAGAAGAUUCCUAGCCAAACUACCUCCAGUGGUCGUGGUCCAGGUAGAGGUCCUGGUCCUGGUGAAAAUCCAGCAAGCCGACAGCCAGGAAGAGUGCUACAGAGCUAUCGAAUUGAUCCGGCAGGAGUAAGCUUGAACACAGAUCGCCAGGGCAAUGUGUUUAGCGUGCCGGAGGAGCCUUCUGCGAACCGCUACGGCGACAUAUUCUUCAUUGAGCCCGGCAGCGUGGAGGCCAACCGCAUCCGCGACCAGCUGGAAAAGGAUGAGAAGGAUCUACCCAGCUAUGACGAGGUAAUGCGCAUGUGCAACCUGACCACGCCCACAGCUGCGGCAGCGGGGACGCCCCUUCCUCUAUCCCCGCUAGGCGAACCCGUUGCCGGUCCCAUUGGGAUUGCCGCACUGCCGGCUCCACCGUACUCGGAGACAGACCCACAUUCACCCACCGCAGCAGCCACUGUCAUCGCAAUGGAACCGAUGGAGCCGUCCACUUCCCGAGCCGCACAGAUCCCACCCAGCUCCGGUUCCGGGCCACCUGCUCAUUCGCCGUCCACGACAACGGUGUGAUCCGCCGGAGGCAUGGAGAGACGGAACUGAAGCAUUCGCCGUGCCACUCUGGGCCACACAGAUGCAAAUUUGUGUGCGCUUCCAGAACAGUUUAUGAACUUGUGUGAUCUUAUUGAGUACAUACCUAGUUAAGUGCUAGAGAUUAAGUGUCGCCUAUUGUAAAUACAUAUUUUUAGGAUAUAGGAUGAAAAUUAAAGUGAGUGAUUUAUUAGAAAAUAA
Messenger RNA from Drosophila subpulchrella, 986 nucleotides. RefSeq lists its product as uncharacterized. The transcript has 3 exons. NCBI's taxonomy places the organism in Eukaryota, Metazoa, Arthropoda, Insecta, Diptera, Drosophilidae. Bases 114 to 767 code for a protein of 217 amino acids. The record is from RefSeq and is a predicted model, not a curated record.